CUUCCCUCCUUUCGUUGCCGCCCUCCUUCCAGUUCUCCUUUGCCGACAUUUUCCUUUUUCCCAUUUUACCCUCAUUUUCUCAAUGAAAUCACCCGAGGCCCACGACCCCCUCCGCCUCGCCGGAGACCUCAUGGCCUCCCUCGCCGGCACGAUUCCCGCCGUUCGUUGUCUUCGUGGUCGAUGGUUUGCGGUCUCCGCCACCCUCAACCGCCUCCGCGCCGCGGUCUCCGGCCUCUCCGCUCUACCGACUGAUUCCCUCUCCCACCCAGUCUUCUCUGACCUACUUGAAACCCUCCCCGAAACCCUAGCUUUGACACUCACUCUUUCGCUCCAUUGUGCCUCCCCUGAACCUCCCUCCGGUCAUCUCCAAACCCUAAGUGAUCUCUCUUCUGCCGCGGCUGAGCUUUCUCGCCUAGCCUCCGAUGCUGAUCUCCUCCUCCGCUCCAAUCCCGUUCUUGAUUCUUUAUCAGACACUGCAGGAGUCUCGCGGCGCGAUGCCGUGCGGGCGCUGGUGACGAGGGUUCAGAUCGGGGGCGUGGCGUCGCGGGCGGCUUCACUGGAGGAGCUGGUUGGGGUGAUGGAGAAGGGUGAUAAGGAGGUGGUGAUCGCUGCGACAGAGGGGGCCGUGCCGGCGGUGGUGCGACUCCUCGACUCCCCGUGCCGGGCGACUAGAGAUCGGGCUGUGGAGGCGAUAGCGAGGUUCUCAGCAGUGGAAAGCUGCCGGGCCGUCCUGGCGGGGGAGGGAGUGCUACUGCUCAAUCACCUCGCCCGUGCGCUGGAGUCCGAUGCCUCAGGGCCAGCGCGAGAGAGCGCUUGUGUUGGUCUCCAGGCGUUGACUCUGACAAGGGACGCGGCAAUGGCGGUCGGAUCGCGAGGUGGCAUUGGAUCCCUCCUCACAAUCUGUAACUCUGGGACACCGUCCUCUCAGGCGGCUGCUGUUGGAGUACUGAGAAACCUUGCCGGAGUGAUGGAACUCCGGGAGAUCUUUCUUGAAGACAAUGCCGUUCCGAUACUAAUUCGGCUUUUCUCAUCAGGAACAGUUCUGGCAAAAGAGAAUGCUGCUGCCUGCCUCUGUAAUUUAACCACUGGUGAAGAUGCACACGGUUUGAAGCUGUCAAUUCUAAAAGAAGAUGGAUUGGGAUACUUGAAGGAUUAUUUGGAAAGUGCUGCUGAUGGAGGUAAAGAUAGGAGUAUCAAUCCAGCUCUUGGGUUGCUCCGGAACCUGGUGUCAUUCAGGUACAUUGGAGAAAUCAUUGCCACAAUGCCUGAGUUUGUACCACUUGUACUUGGGGCAUUGGACAGUCGAACAUCAAACAUAAGAACAGAGGCGGCCAAGGUGGUGUUUGAGUUGGCGUAUUGGGUGAAGGUGAGGAAGGAGAUGGGGCACUUGGGCUGUAUUUCUCGGCUUGUUUCAAUGUUGGAGGCAAAGGGACACGAAGAGAAAGAGGUGGCCGUGAUGGCAUUGGCGGUUUUGAUGGAAUGUUCUGCGAAUCGGAGGCUGUUCAGGAAGGAGGACAAGGGGAUCGUGAAUGUGGUGCUGCUUCUCGAUCCUUUGCUUAAGAACGUUAAUAAGAAGUAUGCUAUUUCAGUGCUGAUUUCGGUUUCACAGUCAAGAAAGUGUAGGAAACAAAUGGUGGUGGCUGGUGCUUGUGGAUAUUUGCAGAGACUCGUGGAUGCAGAGGUGGAGGGAGCAAAGGCACUUCUCGAUAGCUUGGAGAAGGGUAAGCUCUGGGGGGUGUUUACUAAAUAACGAGAAUGAAAAGAAUUUUAUAUUCACUGCCAAUUUUAGAGUUUAUAAUCACUAUUAACAUCCUCAAUUGAUCCAUGUUUUCUUAGUUCCUCCGAGCUAUAUUGUUGCUCUGAUUUCUACUGUAUAAUGUGUUGUUACUUAAGCAAGCUUGUCUUUUUCCCCUGUAGAGAGAUGAAAAGAUAGUAAGUUGAUUGUGUAUGUUGUUUUA
Messenger RNA from Dioscorea cayenensis subsp. rotundata (Guinea yam), 1958 nucleotides. RefSeq lists its product as uncharacterized. Bases 83 to 1750 code for a protein of 555 amino acids. Lineage: Eukaryota; Viridiplantae; Streptophyta; Magnoliopsida; Dioscoreales; Dioscoreaceae. The transcript has a single exon. Gene Ontology annotation, molecular function: protein binding. The record is from RefSeq and is a predicted model, not a curated record.